Scylla paramamosain (green mud crab) is the source of this 6451-nucleotide messenger RNA. Its product is annotated as protein split ends-like. Gene Ontology annotation, molecular function: histone H3K9 demethylase activity. Gene Ontology annotation, biological process: regulation of gene expression; chromatin remodeling. The transcript is spliced from 9 exons. Lineage: Eukaryota; Metazoa; Arthropoda; Malacostraca; Decapoda; Portunidae. Gene Ontology annotation, cellular component: nucleus; chromatin. The record is from RefSeq and is a predicted model, not a curated record. The coding region runs from base 334 to 4335 and encodes 1333 amino acids.
UGUGUAGCGUAUACGGGUGGUGUUAGUACGCGCCUGACAGACUUUGUGUUUAUUUUUUAUUUAUUUUAUUUAUUUAUUUGUUUUUUUGUGUAACCACGCCUACACAGUGGCUGCCAAGGCUUACCCAUGAGUUAAACCUUCUUUAGUUAGUAGUGAGGAAGGCAUGGGGCUCUAGCAGUGGACACCAUAAGGCAGCAGUGGGUGAAAACAAACAAAAUAAAGAAAAGUUUGGCUGUGAGAAGGUGCUACACAGCCAGCCAUAGUGACGGGGAGGCAGGAAGAUAGGUCACCACCACCACCAUCACCACAACAGGGAAGUAAGAAGCAACAGCAAUGGGGGACCAGCCUAAGAUCAUGGUCUUCCGGCCCACAUGGGAGGAAUUCAAAGACUUCAACAAGUACAUCACCUACAUUGAGUCCCAGGGCGCUAACAAGGCAGGGCUGGCCAAGAUCAUCCCGCCCCCAGAGUGGCAGCCCCGCAAGAAAGGCUACAACCUGGAUGACCUGGACAUGACAAUCCCUGCUCCCAUCUGCCAGGUGGUGACAGGCAAGCAGGGUCUCUACCAGCAGAUCAACAUUCAGAAAAAGCCAAUGACUGUUAAGGAGUUUUGUGCUCUGGCUAAUAGUGAGAGGUACCGUACACCCAAGCACUCCUCCUACGAAGACCUGGAACGCAAGUACUGGAAGAACAUUACUUACGUCUCCCCAAUCUAUGGUGCUGACGUGUCGGGCAGUAUUACAGACGCUGAUGUUGAGGAGUGGAACAUCAACAAACUUGGGUCAAUCCUGGACUACGUCAAUGAGGACUACGGCAUCAGCAUUGACGGGGUGAACACUGCCUACCUGUACUUUGGCAUGUGGAAGACCACCUUUGCCUGGCACACAGAGGACAUGGACUUGUACAGCAUCAACUACCUGCAUUUUGGAGCACCCAAGACCUGGUACAGCAUCCCCCCAGAGCACGGCAGGAGGCUGGAAAGACUUGCCAACGGUUUCUUCCCUAACUCCUUCAAGGCCUGCCCUGCUUACCUGCGCCACAAGAUGUCCCUCAUAUCCCCACAGAUUCUCAAGCAGUAUUCCAUCCCAUUUGAUAAGAUCACCCAGGAGCCUGGCCACAUCAUGAUCACCUUUCCCUACGGCUAUCAUGCAGGCUUCAACCAGGGUUUCAACUGUGCCGAGUCAACCAACUUUGCCAUGCCGCGCUGGGUGGAGUACGGAAAGCGAGCAACACAGUGCCAGUGCCGCACGGACAUGGUGAAGAUUUCCAUGGACACGUUUGUCAAGCGGUUUCAGCCAGAGCGAUAUGAAUUGUGGCUGGCAGGAAAGGACAUUGGACCGCACCCUGAGGACCCCACCCGCUCCUCAGCAGCAGCCCAGCCCUCUCUGAAUGACGUUCUCUGUAACAAGAAGCAGUGUGUAAGGGGCCUGAGGGAGAUACCCCAAGCCAAUGCUGAACUAGAGGCUGUGGCUGCGGGGCUUGAUGAGAUAUUCACCCUCAACCUGUCUAUGCCGCAUGGCGUGUGUUUACGCCCCCUCUCUGCCAUCCCCUCUGUCUCCCCAGUCCCUGCCUACCAACCCUUCACCCACCAGCAGGAGGAGCCUUUCUCGCCACGCCGCGCCCGCACCUCUCACACCGUGUUCUUCCCCGCUCCUGCCAGGGACCACGGGACUAGGCCCAUGGUGGGCCACCACUGCCCCAUCUGUGGCCUGCUGGUGAGCUGCAGCACUUACAAGAGCCACACCUCCAGGCACAUCAGGAAGAAGGACCUGGUGCAGCAUUACUGCCCUAUCUGUCUAAAGUUCUAUGCUUCCACCAAUAACUUGAUAAAGCACUGCAGGAAGCUACAUAGGGACGUGAACCCUCAGGCCCCGGCCCCACCUCACACAGACAAGGCUCAGCUCCCUCAGCCCUCGCCCUCCAGUGAUUAUGGCUCCCUCAGCCCCAGCUCUCAGUACUCUGACUCCUCUUCCUCACCCUUCCCUUCCAUAGGCAUCCCCUCUCCUUCCGAGCUUCCUUUCAGUAGCCAUUACCAAAGUAGCAGUAGUGAGUGUAGCAGUAACAGUAACCGCGACCUUCCUAGUCUGUCUCUACGCUCCGGCUUACUCCUUCCUCCAGAUGUUAUCCUGACGCAGGUGUGGGACUCCUCUCUCAGCAAAGGCUCGGUCGUACAGCCAGACCAGGCCAGAAUAGACCCGGAAAUAAUCACCCUGGUGGAAGAGUGUCCUCCACUGUCGCUCAACUGGUCCACAGUCGUGGCCUCCAGUGACCCCGAGCUGGGGGCACUGGUGUCCAUCAGGGAAAACCCUGACAACUUCACCCUUGACCUGACGCCACCCCGCAGCAAGACCAUCGACACCUAUGUGGGACUCCUUGGGGAGCAGACCUCUCCCUUCCCCAGUCUGAGGACUUGUCUGCUGGACAGGACACUCUUUGAGGACGUGGAGGGGGACAUUAUUGAACCAUACACCGAGGCCCUGCAGGAACCACACACCCCAGAUCCUGAGGUGAGAGAGGAUGGCACAGGUGGAGCUGCAGUGUGGGAGGUGUCUCCUGAAGCAGGAUGGCCUGAGCCUGAUACUUGCCCCAUUAUGAUCAAAGGUGAGUCAGGUGGCAGUGGUUGUGAAAACCCUCCAGAAGUAAGAAUUGGUGUUAAUUCAGACAGACACUGUGACUCUGAGGUGCAGCACACAAGUGCCUCAGUGCAGCCUGACAAUGAGCGUGAGGCAGGAGUGGUUGCACAUUUGGCUGAGGCACAGCCAUUGGCUGUGGGUGGCUCUGCAUCACUGGCAUGGAGAAGGCAGGGAGAACAUAAGAAAGAAGCUCCUUCCCUCAGCCAGAUAUACCAUAGCUUGCUGCAGGAGAUGGAGUGCAAGGGGCUGCCACAAGGGUCCUGCACUGAGGUACCCCAGGAGGAGGCAUCUGCUGCCGCCACGACUCUGAGGAGCACUGGCCGCUCCUACACCACCCUGGUGACCUUCCCCAGAGAUGAGAGUAAGUGGAAGGAUCACUUUGACCAUGAGUGUGAGGGGCUGCUGUGUGCCCUGUGUGGCAUGCUGUGGAGGAACCUCCAGCUUGAGGAAGGCAGCAGCCAAACUGUGGACAUGGACCUUGAAGUGGGCUGUUCCUCCAACACAGAAAGAGAGGAGGAGGAGGAGGUCAUUGAGGAAGAGGAAGAGGUUAUAGUAAUAUAUGAGCCUCAAAACAGGAAGGGGAGUUGCACCUCCUGCAAAGCACUCAUUAGUACUCCUGCACACUGGCAGCUGCCCCCACCAGGCAUUGCAAGGUGGUGUGGAGCUGCUGCACCCAAGCCUGUGACUCUCCCAAGAUGCAGUUCUGUAAAGCUUGCUCCGACGGGAGCCCCGCAGAGAAGCACGGAGCGUCCGCCACACUGCUCAGUGCUGGAGGAGGAGCCGCAGAUAUGUGUCCCUUCUGCAGGUGAUGGAGGGGCCAGAGAUGGAGACGUGGCACAGCCUCUUCACCGUAAUGAUUUAAUCAAGGUGACUACCAGAGACCGUUCUCUUGAUGCAGAUAGUAAGGUGGGAAUGUUUGGCCAUCACCCUGAGCCUUGUGUGUCUGUGUGUGUGGUGAGUAAGAAGCUGGAGAAGAACAACAUCCCUCCUCCAGCUUUCAAUGAGACAUGGAUGACAGCAGACACAACACAGCCACACCACCCUUACCACAUUCCAGUGAGAGACACCUGUGUGAAGCUGACCACUAGGACCUCAUACCCUCACUACAGGAAGCCACCAGCAGUAUUCACCAAGAUGGCGCCGAGAGGGAUCAUACCCCGAGGAACUGCCACCACUAGGAAAGUUGUGACCAAGUGGAUUCCACAGCACGGCCACAGCCCCUCUGUCAGAAUCAUCAGGGAGGCUAGCAGGAAGACAGGAGGCAACACAGCACAGCCACAGCAGCAGAGGGCAGCCACAGCACAAAGGAAGGCAACAGAGGAUAGUGCUCUUCAACUAGACAAGAGUACAAGAGACAAUCCUAACCACACCAGUACUGUGAAGAUACAAGGAGGUUCUGCUCAUCCUCACCCUAGCCAGUCACUCAGGGUAGUAAAGAGACACACACAGAAGAAACCUGUCUCCUUGGCUAUGAACCGUAAGAGGUCACCAGUAACUAGCUCACAGCACCUCCCUCACCUUCACUCCCUAAAGAGGCACUGUGCAAGUGAACCAAGGCAUUAUGAUGCAACAGAAACCCAUGCUAGAGACCCGUCCUCGUCCUGUAUCCUGGCAUCUGAAAAAGUGGGUGUUCCGAGCAGCUUCACUAUGCUGGCGAUGCCCCCUGUCUCACCCCCAGCCCUGACUAACUGGUUGACUGGUUGAGAAGUGGGUAGGCUCAGAAGUAACACUGUUCUGGUCAUCCAUCCAAGGUUAAUUAGUUUGUCUUAAUUUUACAUAUUUUACAAGUCUUCACGCACAAGUUGCUGGCGGCACAAAUAUCUUCUAGUUGGCUGUGACGUUUCAUUGUCCCGUGCGUCACCGAGUCUCGCGGAUGUGAAUGGAAAUGCACACGCAAUUACUCAGUAUUCUAAGGCUCAGAAUUUAUUUUUAUACCAUAGAGUAUGAUUUCCUUCAAUUUUGUUUCCCUGGACUGCUUCCCUUUCCUUUCUGCAUGUGGGAAUGCCUUACUACUAACCUGCUGCAGGUUUGAACAUGAUGCAAUGCUCUGCUAAUUCCUGUUUCUCUUAGUGAGUUGAUUUCUAAUUACACUGCAAGUUUCCAAAAUUUAUACUGUGCAUCAUCCUGUCUUCACUCUUAAGUCUCUGUGCAUGCUGCAGGACCUGGUGUGUCUUGGUGUGUGAGCAUCACCACACUGCUUGUGGCCCUGUGACUGCUGCAGCUUCAGAAGUGUGACCGUUUUGCCAUUACUUUACAUUCUGGAUGCCAUUGGAGGAUUUUUCAAGUUCAGAAUGGAAUCUUUCAUAAUGAAGGUGUUACAAAUUGUCUGAAUUUGCUCAUCUGCUAGAAUUUAAUGCUUAUUCAUUCUAUUCUGUCUAGAAGUUCAAGAUUCCAUGGAGUUUAUAUAUUGCCUAAAGUGCAAAGCUGAAAAUCAAAUGAAGAUGAUGCAGAUGAAAACCUUAAUUUUGAAAGACACCACAGACUGAAUCCAAUACUUGAAAUCCAGUGGUGCCUGUUUUCAUUUGGUUCCUGAAAUCAAGUAGCAGAUAUAUUACUACUGGCAGUCACAGGGCUAAUCAGCAUGCCAGUCCCUUCACUGUGUGUUGAGUGCCAGGGCUUAGCAGGGCCCCCUUGCCUCCCACACAGCCUGUCAGAGUCACCCCUCUGCCAUACAACCCUCUGUUUCCACACAGGGUGUUAGGGAAGCCUGAGGUCACUCAAGGUAUGUAGCUUUCUGCAGUGGUUUCAGUGAUGAUUCUUAAGAUAUAAAGUGUAUUUGUGUUCUUUGAAGGAUGUGUAGCUUAAAGGAACUGAGUGAGGACUACAGGCCUUGCUCUGUCUUAUAUAGCUAUUAUCUCGGCCACCUCCGCCACGGGGAUGCCAAAAUGGUGUAUUGUUAGGUAUGGUCUUAUGAAGACUUGAUGAUUGUCACUUAAAAGCAUCAAGGCAUUAUGUGCAUGUAUUUUUCUUUCACGUACGGCAGAGUGAGCCACUUGUUAAGGCAGCAUUAAGGUUUGUUUGUGUAUUGCCUUUUAUACCUUUUGUUUGCCAUUGGUAUGCGAGGCCACCACAGGGCAGGGACAGGAAGGAUGCAGUGACGAUCUGUUUGUUGUUUGGAAAUACAGCUUGGUAUUUCACUAUUUCGCUGUAGGAGAGAAUGUUGUUAGGCAUAUUGCACUGGACAGGAAGACUGUGUUUGCAGGCAUAAGACAAGCUUGUAGAUAAUACUUAUGUACCAAUGGUUAGUGUGUUUGCAGGCAUAAGACAAGCUUGUAGAUAAUACUUAUGUACCAAUGGUUAGGUUGCUGUGAAUCAACAUAGAUGCUCCAGUGAGUGCCUUGAUCCCUGUACAGCUUCACAAGUAGAGUGUGUAGCCAAGCAUUCAUCAGUGGUGCAGAUCGUCACUAGCUGGCAUUCAAAGGAAAGAGUUAAUUCCUUUACUCCUUUACUGUGAAUCAAUAUAGAUGCUCCAGUGAGUGCCUUGAUCCCGUACAGCUUCACAAGUAGAGUGUGUAGCCAAUCAUUCAUUAGUGAAGUGCAGACCGUCAUUCAAAGGAAAGAAUUACUUCCUUUACUCCUUUACUGUGAAUCAACAUAGAUGCUCCAGUGAAUGCCUUGAUCCCCAUACAGCUUCACAAGUAGUGUGUGUAGCCAAGCAUUCAUAAGUGUAGUCCGUCACUAGCUGGCAUUCAAAGGAAAAAGCUACUUCCUUUACUCCAGUGCUGUAGUGAGUGUGGCACCAACCCAGUGAUCUCAGUGGUUGAUACUGUGCUGUCGGAAAAUGAUUUGUUGUGGAAAGAUUAAAGCCCCUUUAAAAAGG